Messenger RNA from Castor canadensis (American beaver), 261 nucleotides. It is a transcript of the gene Mymx, whose product is annotated as myomixer, myoblast fusion factor. Gene Ontology annotation, biological process: myoblast fusion; skeletal muscle organ development. Gene Ontology annotation, cellular component: endoplasmic reticulum membrane; plasma membrane; Golgi membrane. The record is from RefSeq and is a predicted model, not a curated record. NCBI's taxonomy places the organism in Eukaryota, Metazoa, Chordata, Mammalia, Rodentia, Castoridae.
CCUGCCAUGCCGGCUCCAAUGUUCCCACUGCUGCUCCGAGCUCUGGUGUCCCGCCUGCUGCUGCCCGCGGUGCGCCUGGCCCGCCAGCACCUCCUGCCCCUGCUGCGCCAACUGGCCCGCCGCCUGGGCUCCCAGGACAUUCGAGAGACUGUGCUGGGCUGUCUGCUCUUCAUUCUCAGCCAGCAACACCCGCCAGACAGUGGGGAGGCCACCAGAGUGGAUCGCCCAGAGAGGAGGGAGAGGUUAGGUCCCCAAAAGUGA